AUGGAGCCAACCGAGGAUGCCAUUGAUAACUUUGUCAGCUUCACAAGUACUACACGCGACCAAGCAAUCUCGUUCUUGAAGGCGAACCACCUCGACUCUCAAAAAGCUAUCAACGCCUAUUUUGAAGAUCCUACAGGGCCCACACCAAAAGCGACCGGAUAUCACAACGACAAAGCAUCAUCAUGGGUCUUUUCUCAACAAGAUAAUGCGCCCCCAUUACCCGCAACUGCGCCGCCCUCACGCCCACCUUCCCGGAUUGACAAACACAACACAGAGCAAAACACUGGCACACAGGACGCAGAUGCAAGCGCCUCAAAGGAAGGCUCUGGACAGGGUCUCAGUCUGGCAGAGCGCGAGGAAAAGGAGCUACAGCGAGCAGUUGCCAUGUCGUUAGGCUCCGACAUGGGACAGCAGGAAACGGGCGUCACGUCGAGUGGCCAGUCACAACUGAACAAAGCGACCCGGGAUCACUACGAAGAAAACGCAUGGGCAAUGACUGUUUUCAACUCUGAAGAAGUGAUGGCUAGCCCGGAUCCCGAAGAUCGCAAGAGGGUGGAGGGCGAGCCAGCCUUUAUUCGUCCCAACACCGAGGACAUCUAUCUUGGGGGAUUCUUGACAAUCCUUCACAACAUUCCUCUCGCACGGGAAGCUCUCCUCUUACGGCACAAGGCUCUUGUUGAAUACGGCCAUGAGCCCCAGUGGUGGAACGGACAGGCGAUCAAUCUGCCAAAGAUUGUUACAGUGAUUGACGGUGGAGAUAUCGACAGUAACUGGGAUGAUAUCAUUCACGAAACCCAGCGGUUGAUGUCUUUCAUGGAUUCUACAAAACGCGGGUUUGGCAGCGGGGACAGCCUGGCAAAGCUCGAAAGCAUGUCCCCCAUGACAACCGACUCCGAGGAUGCUGUCACCAGGUUUAUGGAAGCAUGGCAUGGUGCGGCGAUCCAGGCAGACCCUGAUAAUCCUCUGACUACAAUCUUCACGUCCCACGCAUACAAGAAGGAGCUCUUUGGCGAUUAUGAUCCCGAAAAUAAGGAACUUUUCACAUUCGAGCCCAACGUUGAAAAAGAGCAUGGACAAACGCUCUAUGAAGUUUUGGAUAACGCUCUCUGGACUGACACCCCCGGACAAGAGCUCGACGACACGUGGCUUGAGCAUGUGGCCGAUGUACUGGUCUUCAAGCUCGACGCACACCAAAAGCCAAACCCAGUGGACGUGGAAAUUCCACCGGUGUUCUACCCAGAUCGAUAUCUAAGCAGCUGUCGAGAUAUCGCUCGCGAAUUCCGUUCAAAGCGACUGCAGAUCCAAACGGAGAUUGUGAAACUCGAAGAGCUCAUCAAGAGCUAUAAUUUCCCCAAGGGAUACGACAGCGUCAUUCCUGCGAAGGAUAUCCUGGAGAAAGCAGCUGAUUCUUUGAGUGCUCCUCCGUCUGAUAAAUCGAGCGAUUCCCUCGGCUCCAACACUGCGAGCGCUGAGACAGAUCGAGUUAGCAAGGAAUUGAGGGCAAUCGCCCUCAAGAUUGAUCUUAAACUUAAAGAAUUGGAGCGGAGAAAGCAAAGCACAUUGGAAUCUCUCAAGGAGAUUUCCAAGACCCUCACUGAGCCCUCUGGGUCACCCUCCGAGCCUCCAAUCUACAAAUACACCUUGCGCGGUGUGUGCACCAAGCCACAUGUGACUUAUGUUCUGUCAGAUCCUCAUUCGACUGCAGGAGACUUGAUGGACAUGGACAGUGAACCGCACGAUAACUACCAAUGGUGGCGCAUCAGUUACUCGGCGGAGGAUGGAAAGACCCGACAGGCUGAGAAACAGCAAUCCCAAAGCACAGGGGCCAGCCAGAGUGGCGACGCUGUUGGCUACAUAAUCCGGAAGGUCUCGGAGGUUGAAGUACUCCAAGCAGCCCGUGAAGAGUGGGGUUCUGUCUUGCUCGUUUAUGCAAGCGACAAUGCAACGAAUACACGAGUGGAUCCUGCACCCCCACAGCUCCAGGGCUUCGUGAACAGAGACAAUGACGCCUUCAGCGCCGAGUUUGAACAAACCCCUACCAUUGUUAUUAGCGAUCAAGAAGAACAAUGGCCUUCAACCUGGUCCGAGACACAGCAGGAAGAGAAGUCUCAGGAGCCUGAAAAGCGUGCACCGGUCAAUGUGUUCGACUAUGAGGUCUCAGACUUCGAGGUCGAGACGAAGCCCAACCAAGAGAUGCAACAGAGAGGAAGUUCAGGUCUCUUAUCUAACGGUACUUCUCAUGCACCGGACAACUUGCAAGAUGAAAGUCAGUGGAUGGAAGUGGACACGCCGGGCACCAAUGCACAUAUCGAGCAUGCAUAG
Molecule: messenger RNA, 2322 nt
Organism: Penicillium salamii
Lineage: Eukaryota; Fungi; Ascomycota; Eurotiomycetes; Eurotiales; Aspergillaceae
Source: the annotation of a GenBank genome assembly